AAUAAGUCUCUCAUACGAGUAGCGCUCUCUACCGUAAUUGUUUUUGUUUAGUUGAUUUAGCCAGGUUCCGUAGCGGUCCGCGCAAUUCAAUUUCCUUUCGUUCUGUUCUCCGAACCCCUAUUCCAACUUUCUGAUUGCGAACUCUCAUCCAUGGCGUUGAGAGCUUUUCUCAGGAAUCCACGCUCCAAGUUUUUGCCUUUCUUCUCUUGCGCUUCGCGUCUGCAUUCUCACGCCACUAGCUUCGGUUUCAAGGAGGUGCUUGAGGAGGAUAAAAGUCAAAUGGUUGGAAAUGUCUUCACAAGUGUUGCUUCAAAUUAUGAUGUAAUGAAUGAUCUAAUGAGUGCUGGUCUCCAUAGAUUAUGGAAAGAUAGAUUGGUAGAAGAAUUGAAUCCUUUUCCUGGAAUGAAGCAUCUGGAUGUGGCUGGUGGAACAGGUGAUGUUGCAUUUAGGGUUCUGGACUCAAUAAAGCGCAAAGCAAUGCAAGAUGUAUCUGGAGAUCCUUUACUGGAAGAAACUAAGAUUUAUGUUUGUGACAUCAAUCCAAAUAUGUUAGAUGUUGGCAAAAAGAGGGCAUUGGAAAGAGGUCUUGGGCAAGAUAGGUCUCUAAUAUGGGUGGAAGGAGAUGCUGAAGCUUUGAAGUUUGAAGAUGAUUCAAUGGAUGGCUACACUAUUGCAUUUGGGAUCAGGAAUGUCACACACAUUGAGAAAGCUCUGGCAGAAGCCUACAGGGUGCUUAGAUGUGGAGGGCGGUUUCUUUGUCUAGAAUUAAGCCAUGUAGAAGCUCCUGUUUUCAAGCAAUUGUAUGAUUUCUAUUCAUUUUCCAUAAUUCCAUCCGUAGGAGAGUUGGUUGCAGGAGAUAGAGACUCCUACCAGUAUUUGGUUGAAAGUAUUCGUCGCUUCCCUUCUCAGGACAAAUUUGCAUCAAUGAUAGCAGAAGCAGGUUUUCAGAAAGUAGAGUACGAAAAUCUAGUCGGUGGAGUCGUCGCUAUCCAUUCAGGGGUGAAAGUUUAGUCUUCCAUUUCGUCCAAAUUUUGAAUUGAAACGUACAUUAGUGUUGCAAAUAGACUACCCUUUCUUAAAUUUUUGAUCAACUUCUAUAUUGAGGGUAUGUAUAGCAAUAUUUGGUAGCAAAUUAGGGGCAACUAACUUUGCUUGCGGAGAAUCCAGAAGCUUCUUUUAAAGAUUCUAGAUUGAAGGAGAAUCGGGAUGGCGUGGAAACAAUCAUUGCGAAGGAUCUCUGCAAAUAACUAUAAAGAAUAUAGAUCAAAGUCGAUCGUAGAGGGUAUUUUCUGGUUUUGAUUGAAUGUUUUCCUUUCAAAUUAACGUAAGUUUUCGCAGGAGCUGAUGAUAAUUUUUUUUGCUCCAUUUAGAUAGAGCAGUGUACUUUAUUUGUAAAAUUGUAAAAUGAUCUCAAUUUUCAAUUCGUUUCGUUGGCUACGUUUAUGAUCUCA
Messenger RNA from Amaranthus tricolor (Joseph's coat), 1451 nucleotides. Its product is annotated as 2-methoxy-6-polyprenyl-1,4-benzoquinol methylase, mitochondrial. Gene Ontology annotation, molecular function: methyltransferase activity. Bases 151 to 1011 code for a protein of 286 amino acids. The record is from RefSeq and is a predicted model, not a curated record. Gene Ontology annotation, cellular component: mitochondrion. The transcript is spliced from 8 exons. Lineage: Eukaryota; Viridiplantae; Streptophyta; Magnoliopsida; Caryophyllales; Amaranthaceae. Gene Ontology annotation, biological process: ubiquinone biosynthetic process.